AUGGCGACACCAACCUCCAUUGGCGAUCGCCCAAAGCGCGAGCUGAAGGUGCUAUCAUUGGGAAUGACGCGUACUGGGUCGGCGUCCAUUACUCAAGCUCUCGAGAUUCUCGGAUAUCAAGGCGUGCACCACGGCAUCCAGGCCAUUAGUUCCCCAAUUGAGUGGGAGUUCUUCAGCAAAGCAUGCGACGCCUUCUACCCUUCGCUGCCGACCUACACAGGCGCGCCAUUCACACGCGCCGAUUGGGACGUUAUCUUUGGGCCUUAUGAGGCCGUCACCGACAUGAGCUCGUUCUUCGCGACGCAGCUCAUAGAAGCCUAUCCCGAGGCGAAGCUAAUCUUGGUGGAACGUGAUAUCGACGAGUGGUACGACAGUAUGGAGGCGGCCAUCUUCAGCACGACAUGGGGGCUUCGCGCUGAUCUCGUGAUCAACGUACUGGGACCACUGUACGGUCUCAAUGGCGGCAAGACGAUUCGCAAGAUCAUGCUGGGCUUCUAUGAUGUGCGUAAUGUGCAUGAGAUGCGGCGGGUUGCCAAGGAUCGAUAUAGGAAACACUAUGCAGAAAUUCGUGCUGCGGUGCCUGCCGAGCGCUUGCUCGAGUUCCGCUUGGAGGAUGGCUGGAAGCCGCUAUGCGAGUUCCUCGAGAAAGAGGUACCAGAGGAGCCAUUCCCUGUCAAGAACAAGAGAGACGAGCAUGUGAAGCGGGUAAGGCAGAAGCAGGACAUGUUUUUCAGACACGUUGCAACAAGGUUUGCCAAGAAGGCGAUACCCUCCGCCUUGGGUGUCGGCGUUCUCGGUCUGGCUGUGUGGAAGAGCAGGUCUGGUGCGCGGUGGGCUGACAUAUUGAGCACUUUCAGGGAGACUUUGGCAAAGGCCUGGUGA
Messenger RNA from Alternaria conjuncta, 882 nucleotides. RefSeq lists its product as uncharacterized. The record is from RefSeq and is a predicted model, not a curated record. The transcript has 2 exons. NCBI's taxonomy places the organism in Eukaryota, Fungi, Ascomycota, Dothideomycetes, Pleosporales, Pleosporaceae. Bases 1 to 882 code for a protein of 293 amino acids.